This is a messenger RNA of Cylicocyclus nassatus, 1342 nucleotides long. The record is from the annotation of a GenBank genome assembly. Lineage: Eukaryota; Metazoa; Nematoda; Chromadorea; Rhabditida; Strongylidae.
AUGGAUUCUCACAAUCCGUACACCCAUACUUCUUUCGUCCAAAAUCCAAAGGCUGGCCGGAAGUUAUAUGAAGACGAAGUACACCAAGAUAUGAAGGGAAUAUCGAACUUAUUCACACCAACACCCACUAUCAACAAGUAUGCUCACUCCGUCGACUCUAUUGCAGACAUUACAAAACUUCCUGCAAUUGCUCGCUCUCCUACCCCUUUUGGGCGUAACCUUCAACCUGGUUCCUCAUCGACGAGAUCUGACUACGAGACCAUAAAUAAACGAAAGCUAACAAAUGAUUCUCUUUUCGAGCUACAACAGAUACCGUGCCCUUUUAGCGGCAAAAAACAAGAACAGGAAAAAGAGAUUGGAAAGAAAAAAAGACGUGAGUUUUCGGAAGAUUCACGUAUAGAACUCAGCAAGAUUCCGGAUGUUUUCCAACUAGAAGAAGAGCGCAGCAAUUAUUUCUUUGAUCGUUCGAUACCGGCACAGUUGCAAAGUCACUAUGCUUAUGAUCGCCCCGCUUAUAACCCAUCCAUGGCGUAUCUGCACCCGUAUCCUGAUCAGAAGACGAUCAACAAAUACGCACGCUCAGUCCAGUCGCAAAUUGAUCUACAGCAGAUCCCUGCAAUACAGGCAACUAGUCCUACUAGCUCUUACAGCCAUAGGAGCCCCAGUAGGCAUACACCCACGCACUCGGCUUAUGACUACACUGCUUAUUACCAUGGAAUGCCUCCACAGCCGCCUGUGUAUAUGCCUCCACCAUAUCUAAGCCCUUACGGUUUUUAUCCGCCUCCAUAUUUGUACUAUCCCUAUCAGUAUCCACCAAUGUAUCACUUGGGGCCUCCUAUUUACCCUUAUCAUCCUGGUCCACCGUAUUCACCCCAGCCGCAAUCACUCAACGACUUGAGCACCGACAGAGAACAUGGUAGAAUUCCGGAUCUUUUCAGUGACACUGGAAGCAACCUUGCUUAUCCUCUUCGCACACCCAUCAUACCGGAUAAUGAGACGAUCAAUAAAUAUUUGCGAGGUGCAGAAUCUAUCACUGACUUGCACAAUAUUGAUGUGCAAUUUGAGCCUAAGCAGCUUACGCCUGCUGCGGUUACGCCUGAAGCAUACCGUCUUCGUGAUUUCUCUGUCGAUUCGAUUAAAGAUCUGAACGCACUCCCUUCUAUUUCGAAAAUGUCUCUAUACAAUACCCCUACCAAAAAUGUUUCUACUGCAAAGAGUAUCAGCGAAUCAGAACCAGCCACUAAGCCAGUACGUGCUACCGCAAAAUCUCUCUAAAUGAUCGGUUUGCUAUUACAAGACUAUUUGUGGUAUACGUUUGCUUGUAUUGGCCAUUAAAAUAUAC